Periconia digitata is the source of this 2805-nucleotide messenger RNA. Lineage: Eukaryota; Fungi; Ascomycota; Dothideomycetes; Pleosporales; Periconiaceae. The record is from the annotation of a GenBank genome assembly.
UCCAUAGUCUCUCCACCACUCCCUCUUCGCCCACCCCAUACGUGUAUACAUACAAUGUACGAGGAUUCCUGGUACAGCGGAUUCGUCUCGCGGGCUGCCAAACCCUCCGCCGCUGCCACCACUGCUGCCGACAAGAACAGGCACCGCCGCCGCGAGUCGCUGCUCAAGCAGCCAAACGACAGCCAAGCUGACGUCGACCGCGUAGGAGGCAUUCAAGACCCUAUUCUAGAAGCAGCAGAAGAUCCCAUCGACGCCCUCAAUCCCGCCCACAACGGCCCGCCGCCUGCCACCGUGGCCCGCCGCGCCAAAUCCUACAGCGACUUUUACGACGUCGUGCGUGCCCACAUUAAGAAGGAGGAGAAGGAAUUGAAGCAGGACAGGGAAUCAAAGUACCCCAAAUCGCGCGACACCAUCGCCGACGAACUGGAAUUUGUUCAAUGGUACAACACCAUUGACGAGGAGCUGCUCAAUGCCAGCCACGAUGAAUACAAGCUCUACCAGAACCAGUUGCGCCUGACCCGGAACCACCUCGAAACCAUAAUAGCAGACACCUCGUCGGCCCUCGAUACCCUUUCGUCUCUCACCGAAGCCUUCAAGGCAGUCGAGUCCCAGACGACGGCAUUCCAGACCCAGUGCGAGGGUUUGAUCCAGGACCAGAAGCGCAUUACAACUCUUGCCGACGGCAUGGAGGAAAAUCUCCGGUACUACCUUUACUUGGAACCCAUCACAAAGCGUCUCAAUGCCCCUGGCGCCGGCAAUAUUGUGCGAGGCAAGGAAUUUACCGAUAUGCUGGCCAAUCUUGACAGUUGUCUAGAAUACAUGCAAUUGCGAACAAAACAUCGCGAAUCAGCCACAUACCGAUCCAGAUAUCGCCUACUGCUGACUCGCGCCCUCACUCUCAUCCGUGUUCACUUCACCAAUGCCCUCCGCGAAAUCGCCGCCGAUGUGUCCAAACGGAUAGCCGACCGCCAGCUCAACGACACAACCAUGUCUGCCCUCCUCUAUGCCAAGUUCCGCGUCGGCGCUCCCGAGUUGAAGCAACUAGGUCUUGAAAUACAGAAGCGUGCUGUUCUACCAGCGGGAGCGGAACCUGGCGCUGAGGCCGAAUACCAAAGCUUGAUGAACGAGCUGUAUCAGAGCUACUCGGCGACCCGCGGACGCCUGAUGCUACCCAUUGUGACCAAAAAAAUUGCAGACACCGCCCAAGCCCCUAGCACCUCCAAAGAUCUGGUUGCCUUCGCCCGGAGUAGCAUCAGCUACAUUCGCGACAUAUGCCUUGAUGAGUCCGAUCUGUGGCGAGAGUGGUUUGAUGGGGACCGCGGCAUGUACGAUUUUCUCGAAUCCAUAUGCGAGCCUUUGUACGACCAACUGCGCCCACGCAUCAUUCACGAGACACAAAUACUCAAGUUGUGCGAAUUAUGUACGCUGAUCCAGACAAGAUACAUGGAGGAGGAAGAUGACGAUGAAGACGAGGAACCUGUCUCGCCCAUAGAGACUCAAAAGCUCGACUUUACUGCCACUGUACACCCUGCGCUCCAAGAUGCGCAGAACCGACUAGUUUUCUUGUCUCUCGCCACAUUGCGUGACGAGAUUGAGAGAUACAAACCCAAACCUGAAGAUCUUGACUAUCCUGCUAAAAACAAGAAGAAUAAGACUGCUCUAUCAGGAUCCAAGUCCCACCAGCCUAUACUCUCAGGAAGGAAGGGACCUCAAAUGGAUGCACCACCCACCGCACAGAUGCCCAAAACACCCACGGUGGUCGAAGAGGAUGAUGCCGACGGGCGAUGGAGCUUCAACACCGAAGCAGCAUUCAAAGAUUGGUACCCCACACUACGCAAAGCGAUAUGGCUUCUCAGCAAGAUUUAUCGUCUUGUUCAUUCUUCCGUCUUUGAUGAUCUUGCCCACCGCAUCGUACACAGCACCACGGCGUCUCUCCGUCAAGCCAGCACCCUCCUUGUCAAAUCGGCCUCCCCAACAGACGCAGCCCUUUUCCUCAUUUCCCACCUACUUCUUCUCAAGCAGCAAAUCGUCGCCUUCGACAUUGAAUUCGUCACCCCGGAAACCGACAUCCACUACGACAUCUCCAGCAUCACAAACACCUUCUGGGAGCUCCGGUCGCGCGGGGGGCUCUUCAACCCCCGCAACCUCGUGGGCCUCCUGAUCCCCAAAGUCGUCGAGAACAUGCUCGACGCCAAAGCAGAAGUCGACACGGUGCUCCGCCAAGCCAUCACGGAUCUGACGACGCAAUUCCAAACGCGCAUGCUGGCGCCCAUCCUCUCCAAGGACGGCGUCACGCCGCUCAAAUCCGUCCCCGUCGACAUCGCCCCGCGCACAACUAAGCUCCGCGAGAACAUUGCACAGCAGACGCCCUUUUUGCGCCAGAAACUCGAUGAGUACGUCGCUGAUGUGCGCACCCGCGAGAUGCUCGUCGCCGCCGUCAUGGAGUCUGUCUCCCACACUUACGAGUCGUGGUACGACACGUGCUACGCGCCCAGCGGCGGGUCUGCUGCCCCCGCGGCCACGGGUCGCAGCGGCAAAGGGAAGGGCAGCGUCGACGGCGUGUGGGAUCCGGAUGUGUUUAGCGAGUGGUGUGUGGAGACUUUCCGCGUUGGUGGUGCUGGUGGGGUCAUGGGACUUGGGAUUGUGGGCGGUGGUCGCGAUGGGGAUGAGUUUGAUGACGACGACGAUGAUGAUGAUGACGAUCGCGAUGAUGGCGAUCGGGGGAGGAGGGCUAGCAUCAGUGUUGCGAGUGCCAAUGCGAGUGUGAGGACCGGCACUGGUACGGGGAUUCGUAUCAACAUGUAG